Messenger RNA from Leptidea sinapis, 1821 nucleotides. RefSeq names its product myrosinase 1-like. Gene Ontology annotation, biological process: carbohydrate metabolic process. The record is from RefSeq and is a predicted model, not a curated record. Bases 210 to 1754 code for a protein of 514 amino acids. Lineage: Eukaryota; Metazoa; Arthropoda; Insecta; Lepidoptera; Pieridae. The transcript is spliced from 6 exons. Gene Ontology annotation, molecular function: beta-glucosidase activity.
AAAAGGUGUGUCAGGAGGAAUUUGAUAUUAUUAAUUCGAUUAAUAGUGUAAAGAAUUGAGGAUAAUAUUGAACGAAAAUACGUAACCGAAUACUGAGAAAGAAUCUGCUAAGACGGACGUUAAAAAACAUAUUAACAGGCUAUAAAUUGGCAUGUUUCUCAUGGUAUUGUAAAUCAAAACGUGCUGGAUAUCAGAGAAGUGCAGGCGUCAUGAAUAUCUAUAGCUCCCCCAUGAUAACUAUAUUCUUUGUUGUUCUCUGUCAGAUCCUAUCACCAUGUCAAGCAUAUCUGCAAGGUAAAGUACGAAAUUUACCUGACGGUUUCCUACUCGGUACUGCAACCUCGUCUUAUCAGAUCGAGGGGGCGUGGAAUGUUGACGGUAAAUCAGAGAGUGUUUAUGAUAAUUUAACACACUCUAGGCCAUGUUAUAGCGCAGACUGCACCAAUGGAGAUGUUGCAGCAAAUUCUUAUUAUUUAUAUAAAAGAGACGUUGAAAUGUUAAGGGAACUUGGUGUUGACUUCUACAGGUUCUCACUGUCUUGGACCAGAAUACUUCCAACAAGCUUUCCAGACAAAAUAAAUAAGGCUGGUGUUGAAUAUUACAACAAAUUGAUAAAUGAACUGCUGAAGUAUAACAUUCAACCUGUAGUCACAAUAUAUCAUUGGGAUCUGCCACAAAAGCUGCAGAAUCUAGGAGGGUGGGUUAACCCCAAUAUUAUUGACUGGUACGGCGAUUAUGCGAAAGUUGUAUUCGCUCUGUUUGGAGAUAGAGUUAAAUAUUGGAUAACAAUAAAUGAGCCUUAUCAGUUAUGUAGCUUUGGAUAUGGUGGUACAAAAUUGGCGCCAGUUUUUAACUUAACAGGAGAAGCAGAUUAUCUAUGUGCAAAGAAUUUGCUUCUAGCACAUGCAAGAGCAUUUCAUAUUUAUAACGAAGAAUUUAGAUUUAUUCAGCAUGGAAUAAUAUUUAUUUCGAUAAAUGCAGAAUGGUUUGAACCGGACACUGUAAACGAUGUAGAAGCAGCUAAUGAUGCAAUUAACUUCUGGUGGGGAAUAUAUGCGCACCCCAUAUAUUCAAAACGAGGCGACUUUCCAAAUGGUUUAAAGAAAAGGAUAGCUGUUAUUAGUAGACGACAGGGUCUAUUAAGAUCUAGAUUGCCAGAGCUGACGCCAAGUGAAAUAAAAUAUAUUCGAGGCAGUUCUGAUAUUUUUGGAUUAAAUCAUUACUCUACAUUCUUCGCAUAUCGCAAUGCAACUACAUAUUCCUAUUACAGUAGAUUGACAGGACCAUCUUAUGACGCAGACGCCGGAUAUAUGAGAUACCAACGACCGGAAUGGCAAAUAGGACAAUCGAAUUCAACUUUGUAUGUUCCAUGGGGGUUCUACAAGGUUAUUCUACGCAUUACUAGAGAAUACAAUAAUGUGCCAAUUCUGAUAACUGAAAACGGAUAUGCAACUCGUACUGGCUUGAUCGAUGAAGACCGUGUGAUAUAUUAUCGAGGUUACAUAUCUGCAAUGCUUGAUGCUAUACACGAUGGUGCAAAUAUUGUCGGCUAUUGUGCCUGGAGUUUGAUGGAUAACUUUGAAUGGUUUAAUGGCUACACGGAAAAAUACGGUCUAUAUGAAGUAGAUUUCAACGAUACAUCCCGUACUCGCACUCCUCGCAAGUCUGCGUAUGUCUACAAGGAGAUUAUCCGCACUCGCACUCUCGAUAUGAACUACGAACCUGUUAUGCCAAAACACAUAAAUGUCGCAUAAAUUAUUAUAUGUUGAGAGGAAUUAGUAUCUGACUAAAGAUUAAUUAAAUAUUUAUAUUUUAUUGUUA